Molecule: messenger RNA, 5468 nt
Organism: Sarcophilus harrisii (Tasmanian devil)
Lineage: Eukaryota; Metazoa; Chordata; Mammalia; Dasyuromorphia; Dasyuridae
Gene: FUS
Product: FUS RNA binding protein
Exons: 15
Coding region: 277-1845 (522 amino acids)
Biological process (GO): regulation of DNA-templated transcription
Cellular component (GO): nucleus
Molecular function (GO): transcription coregulator activity; RNA binding
Source: RefSeq, a predicted model, not a curated record
AGUAAAGACAAAAUGUUCUAGCACAACUCUUUAAAGGUUUAUAUUUUUCGUCUCUUGUAUCGAUAGUCUCCCAAAGUUCCGGAAGUUUUAUUCGUCCGGUUGUCUCGGCCCUCCACCUCGUUCUACACUUGGUACAGCCCUCUGCGGUGCGUAGGAGGAGGGGGAGGAGUACAUAAGUUUCAGCACAAGGGGUGGGGCUUUUCAGUCCUCGAGGCGUCGGUGGUCGGCUGUCUUCUGUUUUCUGUUGCUCGGCAGCCGUUGUGCGCGUGCGCGGACAUGGCUUCCAACGAGUACACUCAGCCAGCCACACAAAGCUAUGGGGCUUACCCUACUCAGCCUGGACAAGGUUAUUCCCAACAGAGCAGUCAGCCCUAUGGCCAACAGAGUUAUAGUGGAUAUGGCCAGUCAGCUGAUACCUCAGGUUAUGGUCAGAGCAGCUAUGGCUCCUCCUACGGACAAACCCAGAACAGCUAUGGUACCCAAUCGGCUCCCCAAGGAUAUGGUUCAGCCAGUGGCUAUGGAAGUAGCCAGAGUUCCCAACCUUCUUAUGGUCAGCAGUCAUCCUAUCCUGGCUACAGCCAACAGCCAGCUCCUAGCAGCACUUCAGGAAGCUAUGGUAGCAGUUCCCAGAGCAGUAGCUAUGGACAGCCCCAGGGUGGGGGCUAUGGUCCGCAGUCUGGUUAUGGUGGACAACAAAGUUCCUAUGGACAGCAGCAAAGCUCCUACAAUCCCCCUCAAGGAUAUGGCCAGCAGAACCAGUAUAACAGCAGCAGUGGGGGCGGUGGAGGGGGUGGUGGAGGUAGCUAUGGCCAAGAUCAAUCAUCUAUGAGUGGUGGAAGUGGUGGCUAUGGCAACCAGGACCAGACUGGCAGUGGUAGCAGCGGCUAUGGGGGUAGCCAGCAGGACCGUGGGGGAAGAGGACGGGGUGGCGGAGGCGGCAGCAGCAGUGGUGGCUACAACCGUAGCAGUGGUGGCUAUGAGCCCAGAGGUCGUGGAGGUGGCCGUGGAGGCAGAGGUGGCAUGGGCGGAAGUGACCGUGGUGGCUUCAAUAAAUUUGGUGGGCCCAGGGACCAAGGAUCACGCCAUGAUUCUGCAGAACAGGAUAAUUCUGAUAAUAACACCAUCUUCGUCCAAGGCUUGGGGGAGAAUGUUACCAUUGAGUCUGUGGCAGAUUACUUCAAGCAAAUUGGCAUUAUUAAGACUAAUAAGAAGACUGGGCAGCCUAUGAUCAACUUGUAUACAGACAGGGAGACAGGAAAGCUGAAAGGAGAAGCUACAGUAUCAUUUGAUGAUCCCCCUUCUGCCAAGGCGGCUAUUGAUUGGUUUGAUGGCAAAGAAUUCUCAGGAAACCCAAUUAAAGUCUCUUUUGCUACACGAAGAGCAGACUUCAACAGAGGAGGUGGCAAUGGCCGUGGUGGCCGUGGGCGUGGAGGACCCAUGGGCCGUGGAGGCUUUGGAGGUGGUGGCAGUGGUGGUGGCAGCAGAGGAGGAUUUCCUAGUGGAGGAGGUGGUGGUGGAGGGCAGCAGCGAGCUGGAGAUUGGAAGUGUCCUAAUCCCACAUGUGAAAAUAUGAACUUUUCUUGGAGAAAUGAGUGUAACCAGUGUAAGGCACCUAAACCUGAUGGACCUGGAGGGGGACCAGGAGGCUCUCAUAUGGGGGGUAAUUUUGGAGAUGAUCGGAGAGGUGGCAGAGGUGGCUAUGACCGUGGAGGGUACCGAGGCAGAGGCGGGGACCGUGGGGGAUUCCGAGGGGGCCGGGGUGGAGGGGACAGAGGUGGCUUUGGACCUGGCAAGAUGGACUCAAGGGGUGAACACAGACAAGACAGACGGGAGAGGCCGUAUUAGCCUGAUGCAGGCAUCUCUGGACCAUCUUUCCUUCCAGAUCCUACUAUUUGAUCCCUUUAUUUUGUAACCUAUCCAUGCAGCUCCCUAUCCUUGUUUUGUGUCGGACUUUGUAAUUGUAACCAUGUCCCCUGCUCCCAUUAAAUGCCAUUGUUUUAGUUAUCAAGUUCUUGUUCCUCUCCUGGAAGAGAGGAGUAGGGAUACUCCCUAUCCAUUUCUUCCCCAUCUCUUAGUUACCUACCUGAGCUAGGUAAGUAUCUGAGGCAGAAAAUCAUAGAUUGGACUACCAUUUAAGAGGCAAAUGUGACUAAUCAAAUCCCUUUUUUCAACAACUGUAAUCCCUCAUCAGCAUUUGCUUAGACCCUAUUUUUCUGUCUCUUAAUUUCAGACCUCUAAAGGCUUUUUUAUAAAGCUGCUAAAUUAGGCUUUUGUGUGCAUAUUAGGAUAACAAGCUCUUAAAUUGGGACAAAAAGACUUUUAGACCAUCUGGUCAGGACUGGGCAUUUCUCAUUUCUUAUAACUGAGAUGCAUAACUUUACAUUACAUGAUGGUUGCAGGAGAUACCCAGGAAAGAGUUGGAGAGUUACUUAAUUGGAUUUGAGUAAUUUGUAUAUUAUAUAGGCCUUGCCUGCUUUUUUGAUAGGGUGUGAUUUUUUUUUUUUUUUUUUUUUUUUUUUUUUUGAGCAUUAGAUAAGGCAGGAGAAAAACUUUCCUUGGGUCUUAAUGUUCCAGGGCAGGGGAGGGCUAUGGUAUCUGGUAUGGGCAUGAAAAUGGUCUCUUACUCUACUUGGGACUCUUGUGUAUAUUCUUUGGACAGAAAAAGUUGUCCUUACAAGAACAUUUUGUCUUAUACUUCCUGAUUUUUGACUGUCCCUGAUUCUUGACUGUUGGAGCAUUCUAUUUCAGCAGAGCUUAGAAAAAGGCAUAAUUGAGGACUAGGAAUAGACAUGGUUGUCAUUUACUGUCAUUUAUACCUGAACUUGAAAUAUUUUCUUUAAAAAUUUUUAUUGUCAUGGGUUAUACAACAGAAAAAUAUUCCUCUUUAGCAAGCGAUAAUUGGGCCCUUUGGGAAUGAAGAAAGGGUUUCAUAAUUGAAAAAUUGUCGAAUCAUUUUAACUUGGAAAUGACAGUGAAUGUUCAUGUAGUUAGGAGUAUUGGAAAGGUAAGGCGUAAAUAUUGUCUGUAGAGCUGAAGUCAAUGCAAAGAUUUUAAAGUCUGUCCUCUUUAAACUGCCAUUGGGGAAGGAAGAGAAUGAAAACAGAGUAUCUGACUUUCCCUCCUAGCAUUUGUCAAAUUUACUUAGAUCCCAGUCCCAUUUGUGGUAACCAUUGUGAUAUUGAAAAUGAACCAGAGAAUUUGGAGGACUUAGAAGUACUUGAAUAAAAAUGAAACUUUUCCUGGUAGGCGUAUGUAUACCUUAAAGCAAAACGAGUUAACUGAAGGAAGACCACCUGGGAGUCGGUUGAGAGCCAAAUCCUUCCAAUCUAUAGGAGUGAUGUAGGGAUUCAGUUUGUACUGUGGGGUUAGAAGCUAGGCUCUAAAUUCAUAUUAAUUUUGCUUUGAGACCAACUAGCAAUAUGCUCUGUGGCAUCCUUAAUUAAUAGUCUUACCUUUUUUGGAUAACAAAGAGGAACACAACUGUUAAUGUACCCAACUGGGAGGAAGUUCUGUAUAAUUGGAGCUAUGUCUUCCUCUUAUUUGGUGGGUGGCAUUGUUACAAUCAAUUUACCAGUGCUUUUUUCUAAUCCCAGAAGAUAGGAAAAGUAAUGCUGGCUCAUUUAGAGAAACAAUGCCUUGAAAAUUGUCAGAUCCUCAAAAUAUAACUUUCUGCUUAUCCCAGUAUUCUACAAUGUGAAAAGUACUAGUUUAUAUUCCCUGGGGUCAAAUAAAUUAAUACAUGAGUGUUUUAAGGUUAUUUCUGUUUUUACUGCAGGUUAAAAAUUAACCAGUCCUUAAAGUAAUACUGCUGUGUUUCAAGUUUUAUUAAUCCAUCCUGUGGUAUGCCUCUGCUUGUCAAGGAUCUUACUAAAACAGCAGAUAAUUUUCCAGGUGGAGUCAGAAGGGAAAUUGAUAAAUUCUUGCCUGCCUUGAUAUUAAUGCAACCUUUUUUUAAAUUGUUAAUUAAAAAUCUUUUCCCACCUCUUUCUCCCUUUUCUUGGGAAGAAUGUAACAAGUAAAGUUGAACAAAAACUAACUCUUCUCCCCCCUGAACAUUCCUUCCCACUUAAAAAAAAAAUCCUCCCUGGUCUUUUUGGUAGGAGAUAGAGAUUUGAGAAUCAAUUCCCUAGGCUGGGGGGGGGGGGGGGGGGGGGGGGGGGGGGGGGGGGGGGGGGGAGAUGUAAGCUACAGGAAAGGUCCCUUAACAUCAUUGUUCCAAGUAACUUAGGAAGGUAUAAAACCUUAGUUUAUCUGUAUUGCUAUUGUAUUUGCUGUCUUAAAACAUAGGGGAGGUGGGUUUUUUUUUUGUUUGUUUUUGUUUUAAAUUUCCUAUGUUACUGACUUGGAUUUUGAAGUCUGUCAAAACCCCCAGAUCAUUUUUAUGUGAACAGUGUAUCAAGGAAUUGGUUUAUAACUAUUUCCUUAAAAUUCAGCUUAUUAGAGUUGUUCCUGUAGGCUCUAGAGAACCCAUUGGUCACUAUUUUUUCCAUUCAGUUGGUUCUGAAUCUAUCCAAUUAUAAUCAUUUGGGUAUUCCCAGAUAUUUAGAAUAUCACGUUGGACUAUAGGUGGGCUAAGAUUCCCAUGUCCAGUUAACUAGUGAGUAAGUCUGUUUAAAAGGAUAUUAGUCUGGCUUGAUUUUUAAAACAUUUUGGUUUAUUUUUGUGUUGGUCAUGUUCUUUUCUGCCGAACCUACAGAUUGAAAUCUUUUGGCAAGAACAAUUUGUAUAUGAAUCUACUCGAUGUUGUGGCUUGUUGUCAUAGGAGUUCCAUGACUUCUAUGAUGAAGUUAUUACAUAGGAUCUACGUUAGUUUUUCCAUUAAAAAUUAGUGUAUUUAGGGAUCUUUUGAAUUUAGUGCUAAACAGUUUUUAUAUUCUAGGCUCUGCAUCAUUCCGUACACAUUUUGUUAGGUUUCUUUGCAUUUGUCAUUAAUAUUUGAACACAUUCCUAUUUGAUGGGCACAUUUUGCUUCUGUUAACCAUGAAGUUAAUGCAGUAAAUAUUGUAUAUGUUAAACAUUUGCUUCUGGAAAAUAAGUUUUUCACAUCCAUGUUGUUCCCUGUUGUGGGACUUAAUGGGUUGGCAUUAUAGUGAACUUAUGCUAGCUCAUGGGAUCAUUGUUCUUUAUUCAAAAAAUUAUUGAUGUGUGCUCUUAAUAUUGAUUUAUUUAGUUGCAUAUUCUUUUUCCCCUCACCUAUUCAGCAAGCCAUCCCUUACAAUGAAAACAGGAAAACUUAAUAUUUGGUAGUAUUUAUGAUUGCACAGCUCCUCUUCAACUGUGCUCAGAUGUAUGCUAUUAUAUUGUUGAUAACUGGUUCACAGAACUUUUCUGCUAUAGUUUUUUGAAAGUUACUUCUGAACUCCAUUUAUGACGAAUAUUUGCUUAAAAGUUCAACUGUUGUCACAUAUACCUUUAAUAUGAUUCAACUUUGGUGAUUUUGUAUUAAGAUAAAUAGGUUAUUGUCUCUA